AUGACAAUUACAGGAAUGGAGACUGACACUGUAAGAAUCAAAGCUGUGGAGAAAGAAACCACUGAGCUGCAAAAGGAACGUGACAAAAAGAAAAGGUCUAGAGUUAAACAGGUGCUUUCUGAUAUAGCAAAGCAAGUGGACUUCUGGUUUGGUGAUGUCAAUCUGCAUAAGGACAGAUUUCUUCGAGAACAAAUAGAAAAGUCUAGAGAUGGAUAUGUUGACAUAUCACUUCUAGUUUCUUUUAACAAAAUGAAAAAAUUAACCACUGACAGAAAAUUGAUAGCACGAGCAGUUAAAAACUCAUCUGUUGUAGAGUUGGAUUUAGAAGGAACUAGGAUCAGACGAAGGCAACCACUGGGAGAGCAACCUAAAGAUGUGGAUGGUCGUACAGUAUAUGUGGAGUUGCUUCCUAAAAAUGUCAAUCACAGUUGGAUUGAACGGGUAUUUGGGAAAUGUGGCAAUGUAGUUUAUAUCAGCAUUCCUCGUUAUAAGACUACCGGGGACCCAAAGGGAUUUGCGUUUGUUGAAUUUGAAACAAAAGAACAAGCAGAAAAGGCAAUUGAGUUCUUGAAUAACCCACCUGAAGAUGCACCAAGAAAACCUGGGAUAUUCCCCAAAACAAUUAAAAACAAGCCUGUUCCUGCAGUGACUACGAGUGAUUCUAGUGUUGUUGAAGAAAAGAAAAAGAAAAAAAAGAAGAAAUCCAAAUCAAAGAAGGAAAACAGCCAGCAAGCAACUUUGGACACAAAAGACUCAAACAUGGACACUACUUCAGAACACUCAAGCAGAUCAAAGAGACACAGAACAUCAGAAAGCCCUGAAAUGGAAGCAUCAGAGGCUCAGUGGCAUUCUUCAAAAAGAGAGAAAAAGAGAAUAGAAAACUCAGGGUCUGGAGAAAGCAGACCAGGGAAGAGGAAGCGCAGCCACUCUGGGGAUGUAGAGGUGUCCUCUGUAAAGGUAAAGAAAACUACUCAGAAAGAUAAUGUACAUUCUGCACGCGAGGGAUCUACAGAAGCCCCAGAGGAUUCCAAGGAACUUUCCACGGAAGAAGAAAGGGAGAGUGGAAGUAAGAAAGACACAUCUCUUUCAAAAUCCAAAAGGAAGCAUAAGAAAAAACACAAAGAGAGACACAAGAUGGGAGAAGAGGUCAUUCCACUGAGAGUGCUUUCAAAGAGUGAAUGGAUGCAACUGAAGCAAGAGUACUUGUCUUUACAGAAAGCCAGCAUGUCAUCUUUGAAAAAAGCAAUGGCCCAAAUAAAAAACAUGACUGUUGAGGAAAUGGAAGCCGAUGACUGUAAACCAAUCCAGACUGGAACAAGCAAUGGAAAAUCAGCUACCUGUGCUGGUUCAGCCCCUGCUGAGAAAGCUCACACAAUGGGGCCCCAGUUUGAGGGUGGAGUAAUCGUGAAGAUCAUUAGUCCUGAGCCUCUGCCUGGCAGGAAGCACAUCAAGGACACAUUAGCAACAUUGGCCGAUGUUGCUUACGUUGACCUGUUGGAAGGAGAUAAUGAAUGCCAUGUGCGUCUUAAAACUCCUGAAGAUGCACAGACUGUAGUAAAGUCAAAUAAAGAACUUCAGGCUAAAAACAACUGGCAACUUGAGAUCCUAUCAGGUGAUCAUGAACAGAGAUAUUGGCAGAAGAUUUUGGUGGAUCGACAAGCGAAGCUCAAUCAACCACGAGAAAAGAAACGGGGCACACAAAAGCUAAUUGCAAAAGCUGAAAAAAUGAGGCUGGCCAAGACACAGGAGAUAAGCAAGCACAUCCGUUUUUCUGAAGACGAGUAAACCAGUCUG
Molecule: messenger RNA, 1794 nt
Organism: Euleptes europaea (tarantolino)
Lineage: Eukaryota; Metazoa; Chordata; Lepidosauria; Squamata; Sphaerodactylidae
Gene: LARP7
Product: La ribonucleoprotein 7, transcriptional regulator
Exons: 12
Coding region: 1-1785 (594 amino acids)
Biological process (GO): RNA processing
Cellular component (GO): nucleus
Molecular function (GO): mRNA binding
Source: RefSeq, a predicted model, not a curated record